Messenger RNA from Cantharellus anzutake, 1263 nucleotides. RefSeq lists its product as uncharacterized. The transcript is spliced from 6 exons. The record is from RefSeq and is a predicted model, not a curated record. Gene Ontology annotation, cellular component: ERMES complex; SAM complex. Gene Ontology annotation, biological process: protein insertion into mitochondrial outer membrane; mitochondrial outer membrane translocase complex assembly; establishment of mitochondrion localization. NCBI's taxonomy places the organism in Eukaryota, Fungi, Basidiomycota, Agaricomycetes, Cantharellales, Hydnaceae. The coding region runs from base 1 to 1263 and encodes 420 amino acids.
AUGCUUCCAUAUGCGUCGAUUGUCCUUCAAAGAUACUACAAGGUUACAGGAUGGAACGAGGACAAUCUGUAUUCGAAUCUGACGCGUGCUUCUACCUCCAUCUUGGACUUCAGUGUCCCUCGAGGAUUACAUUUCCACAUUUCCAAAUCCCCAAAUCCUUGGUUUAAGACGACAUAUUCGAUGAACGCUCUUCCAUCCUUGAAUGGUUCCAUAGGAUACAUUUUCACCUCGUGCGACUUGGAUGUGAAAGGCUCGGCUGAUCUGCGGUUGAAGGAUGUUGUUGAGCGAUUCAGAAUUUAUGACGUGCCUAGGAGGCCCGAGGGCAAGCCCGAACAGUGGCUAGGCGGGGAGAGGCGAGCAGAUUUCUUGCUGUAUGGCCGAUACUACAUACCCAGUUCACGUUUAGAUGCUCUCUACUCCACCAGGCUAUCCGCGCAGACGCAGGCUCUCAUCUCCGUUAUUUCUGACCCCUCUACGGCUCUAUACGCUCGAGGGUCCAAGGGAGGAACCAGCUUGAUUGGAGCAAAUAAUGUGAUGUUCAAUCUGCAACGCGACACGGGCCGGUGGAGCACUGAAUAUUCCUGGAGUGCGGAUGAUGGAAUGCUUGGAGCGAGAGCUUUAUAUAACUUUGGUGCGCUGGGUGAUGAGGAAGAUACGAGGGAACGCAAUGUGCGGAGUCGACGUGUAGACGAGGAAGAAGCUAUGGAGGGUGGACUAAGAGGUCGAUUCUCAGCCGGUGCAGAGGUGUACUUUAGUGCCAAAGAGAAAAGUGCAGGAGUUUCCACUGGGUUGCGAUUUACGACACUCCCUGAACCUUCGUCCUCAGAUCCCAACGUUUACGACCCCAUCCAACCCCCAACUGCACUUACGGCCAUUUUUAAUCCUAUGAUGGGUCACAUUUCGAGCGCUUACACCGCCCGUGUUUCGCGUGACCUCUCAUUAUGUUCGCGCUUUGACUUCAACGUUUACAGCUAUGAGAGUGAGUGGACUAUGGGCGCAGAAUGGUGGAUCCGAAAAAGGAUCCGAAAAUCAAACGGCUCCGACAAGGCGCUAGAUGUUGCACUCCUGCGCCUCAUAGGGGAGGCGAGUCAAAUACGUGGAGUGGUCAAAGCAAGGAUGUCCACUAGUUCGGAUGUCUCACUCAUGUGGGAAGGUCGGCUCGGGAAGACUCUAGUCAGCCUCGGUGUAGUCUCCGAUUUCUCAAAUCGAUCGAAACCUAUCCGAGCCAUUGGCUUGGAGCUCUCUUACUUCAGUUCAGAAUAG